Messenger RNA from Emys orbicularis (European pond turtle), 735 nucleotides. RefSeq names its product cytochrome c oxidase assembly protein COX16 homolog, mitochondrial. The record is from RefSeq and is a predicted model, not a curated record. Gene Ontology annotation, cellular component: mitochondrial inner membrane. NCBI's taxonomy places the organism in Eukaryota, Metazoa, Chordata, Testudines, Emydidae. Gene Ontology annotation, biological process: mitochondrial respiratory chain complex IV assembly.
GGGCUAGUUUGGAAAAGGACCGCGCCUCCCGGAAGUGUUGUGGGCGGUGCCUGAUGCAGGAGGCGGCGGCGCGGAGCCUGCGGCGGGGCUUGGAGAGGCUGCGACCGCUCGCGAAGAAUAAGACGCUGCGAUACGGGGUCCCCAUGAUGGAAGACCUAGCCAGCAAUGUGGACAGCUCAGUGAAAAGAUCUACAUGCAUUGUGAUGGUCAAGAAAGCAAACAAGGUUUUUAAGCUCCUGAUUAUUGGUGGGUCCUUUGGUCUCCGUGAGUUCACUCAAAUCCGUUAUGAUGCUCAAAAACGCCACAGAAAGAUGGAUCCAGCUUUGGAAGAAAGAAUCAGAAAGAAUAAGUUAUCAUUGGAAUCUGAAUAUGAGAAACUGAAAAGCUCUGACUUUGAUGACUGGAAGAACGUCAGAGGGCCCCGUCCAUGGGAGGAUUCCAAGUCUCUUCAAGAGCAGCAGCAGCAAGUUCUUCAUUCCAAGCCAUCUUGACUGUGUGCGCUCACUCCGGUGUCUUUAUAGAAUCACUGCUAUGCCAAUGCCUGGGCUUUCUUGCUUUCUAAUCCUGUGUCCAGGGAGAGACAUGGGUGGGGAAAAACCAAGUUGACAGGUGGUUUACUUGAGAUCAAUCUGAGAUGAAAUGUUAAAUAAAGAUCUUUGUUCAACUGCAUCCAUUUGCAUAGAAGCCCAUAGACCGUGUAUAUUAAUUCUUAAUAAAGUUCAGCCCAUUCUUUCA